Rodentolepis nana is the source of this 654-nucleotide messenger RNA. NCBI's taxonomy places the organism in Eukaryota, Metazoa, Platyhelminthes, Cestoda, Cyclophyllidea, Hymenolepididae. The record is from the annotation of a GenBank genome assembly.
AUGGACAAGAACGGAUCCUCCUCAGAGAACACGAAACCUUCCUUCCAUAAGUCAGCAAAUGGGGUAACUAGAGCUCACGCAUCAUCUAUGGAUCCUUCUUCAUCACGGAGUAAAGUGGGAUUAGGGACAGCGAUGACGAUGACAAUAGAAGAACCGUCCACAUUAGCGGAAUAUGAAGAAGAGGAAGAGACAAGUUGCUAUACAACAAGCCAAUCAAUUGUUAUAACACGCUGUUCUACUGGUGAUGGUGCAGAAAACACCAAGCACAUGCAAAGAGAGAUUUUGGAACAGCAGACUAAAUCCUCCACCACGACGGUUGUUGGCAACGACACAGCGAUACAACCAUGUGAUGAGGUCGGUGAUAUUAUUCAGGGAUGUAGAAGAGAGAAAUGCGAACUCCAGAGGUUAAAUGAUCGACUAUCAAGUUUUAUUGAACGUGUUCGUUUGCUGGAAGCACACAACAGAACUUUAGCAAAAGAAACUACACGUCUUCGUACCAAUUACAGUAUUGAUAUCAAUCGCCUUCGCGAAGUUUACAAUUCAGACUUGGAGCAAAUAAAGUCCUCUUUAGCCGCUUCAGAAGCCAACUGCGCCCAACAUGAGGUUCGAGCCAAUAAAUCUGAAAACGAGCUAAAAGAGGUUCAGAAGGAGUGA